AUGUGCUGUGGUGCUACCUGUCGAAGCAACAGGAAGUUCAUGGUGACCAGGAUCAUCUACUCCUCAAUCCUUCUGCUGGGCACCAUGGUUGCCUGCAUCAUGCUGUCCCCAGGGGUGGAGCAGCAACUUAAAAGGAUUCCAGGUUUUUGUGAGGAUGGGGCUGGCUCCUCUGUUCCAGGCCUUCAGGCUUCUCUGAACUGUGAGAUGUUUGUGGGUUACAAAGCAGUGUAUCGCUUCUGCUUUGGCAUGAGUAUGUGGUUCCUGCUGUUUUCAAUCCUGCUGAUUAACAUCAAAAGCAGCAAAGACCGCCGUGCUUCUAUCCACAACAGGCAGAGAAACCCAAACAGGACUCCACCAUUAAAUAUUGCCACCUUGGUGAGUAAUGGAUCAUUUGUGCAGGAGUUUCAGCCACGGUCAGGUCUACUCCAGUCCUCCUUCAUCAGUCUGUACACCAUGUUUCUGACCUGGUCUGCCAUGACCAAUGAGCCAAAUCAGGAGUGCAACCCUAGUCUGCUCAGUAUCUUCCAGCAGAUUGCCUAUCUCACACUCCCCCCUGUAGAACUAGAAAACCAGACUGCCGUGGUGAUCAUUGGCACAGAAGAACCGAAUCUGUCAUCCCCGUACCUGCAAUGGUGGGACGCCCAGAGCAUUGCUGGGCUCAUUCUAUUCGUCCUGUGUAUUCUGUACUCAAGCAUUCGUUCGUCCAACACAAACCAGGUGAACAAGUUGACCAUGGUCUCCAAAGAGUCGGCUAUUCACGCUGAGGGGGGCUGCAGCAAUGACCCGUCAGAGGAAUUUAUGGGGUCCAGACAUAUGGAGGACAAUGAGCCAGAUGCGGUCCAAUACAGCUACUCGUUCUUUCACUUCAUGCUCUUCCUAGCUUCCCUCUACAUCAUGAUGACACUUACUAACUGGUACAGCCCUGAUGCAGAUUACACCAUUACCAGCAAGUGGCCAGCUGUGUGGGUGAAAAUAUCCUCUAGCUGGUUAUGCUUGGCCCUUUACAUCUGGACCUUGGUGGCACCCAUGAGCCUCACAAACCGGGACUUCAGCUGA
Molecule: messenger RNA, 1056 nt
Organism: Nematolebias whitei (Rio pearlfish)
Lineage: Eukaryota; Metazoa; Chordata; Actinopteri; Cyprinodontiformes; Rivulidae
Product: serine incorporator 1-like
Exons: 7
Coding region: 1-1056 (351 amino acids)
Cellular component (GO): membrane
Source: RefSeq, a predicted model, not a curated record